Molecule: messenger RNA, 1735 nt
Organism: Apus apus (common swift)
Lineage: Eukaryota; Metazoa; Chordata; Aves; Apodiformes; Apodidae
Gene: TIMMDC1
Product: translocase of inner mitochondrial membrane domain containing 1
Exons: 7
Coding region: 38-745 (235 amino acids)
Cellular component (GO): mitochondrion
Source: RefSeq, a predicted model, not a curated record
GCGCUGCCGCCCGCCCAGCGCCGCCCGCGGCAGGGCCAUGGCGGCGCGGCUGGGCUCCCCCGCGGGCUUCGGGCACCCCGCUCCGCCGCCACAGUCGGGCUGGGAGCGGCUCAGCGAGCUCUGGCAGCGCGACGAGCUGCAGCGGUUCCCGGAGGAGACGGUGAACAUCGUGAAAUCGGCCUUCACCGGGGCGCUGUGCGGCUGGCUGUACGGCGGGCUGCCGGCCUUCGCCCAGGCCCGCAGGGCCUUCAUCGAGAGGAGCCACGGCGAGCUCUUCCAGAACCGCGCCGAUGCGGUGCAAUCUGCACAUCGGGCUGGUCUCCGGAGUUUCCUCCGCUACGGCUGGCGCUGGAGCUGGAGAGUCGCCGCUUUUGUGACGAUAUUCAACACGGUGAGCACUGGUCUGUCUUUGUACCGCAACAAAACCACCAUCACUAACUUUGUUUCGGCAGGAGCCUUCACAGGAGCCCUUUUCAGAAUGCACUUGGGCUUGCAGGGACUGGCAGGAGGCCUCGUGUUUGGAACAGCGUUUGGGAUCCCUGCAGGGGGCCUCUUAAUGGUGAUGCAGAAACUCGCUGGUGAGACCUUGCAGGAGAAAAGAAACCGUGAGCGCAGGGAGCUGUAUGAACAGAAGUUAGCGGAGUGGCAAUCCAGGCUCAGUGUGACUGAAGUCUUAGGCCAAACAGAAGGCGAUGCCCAAGGAGGACCAGAGAUGGAGACAGACAGAGAAUCUAGGAGCUACUGAUUCUGCCCCAGAUCUCUGUUGUAAGCAGCUACAAAAUAUUUUGGUUCUGCUUGUAAAAGUCUUCAGUCAAGGGGUCAUGGAAGUCUUCUGUGAAUGCAGUUACAUCCUGUGCACUUUUGAAAAAACAUUUUGCUGAAAACAUUGUUCAUGGAUGCGUAUGACUACACAAGAGCUUGGAAGGGCCAAGCCUGUUCCAUCUGAGAAGGUGGAAAUGAAGAGUCUGCAAGCUAGGAAGUGUCAUCUAGGUUUGGCAAGGGGUGAGGUCAGCCCCAGAGCCUCAUCUUGAACCCAUUUCACUGCUGAAAAUGUCUGUACCACCAGUGAUGUAGAAAUAUUCAAGGUAGAGGAACCUAAAGGUUCCUAAAGGUACCCUGAUUCCGAAAGCAAAUUGUGCUCUGGUGAAAGCUGCUUUUCAGACAGCUCCUGGAGAACUUGCUGUUGAAGUGCAAUGCAGGCAGCACCAGAGCAUGUGGUUCUUGCCACCCCCUUCCCACAGCUUGACUGGGGGACUGAUGCUCUUUUGCUGACAGUGUUUUUUUCAGGCUUUUUGCAGAGAAACACACUUGGUUCCUACAGUACUUAGGGUAUCUUGCAAUCAAUGUUGAGGAAGGGUGGAGGAGCUGGGGGUGGUAUGGGAAUACCCUGAAAAAGACAUGUUUUGGAUUCCUCAAUAGAAAGCGUGGCUGUGGGGGCCACAGAAAGGAUGACUUGUUUCAGAUGGUGAUGGGGGAAGAAUGGGCACUGUGGACAGUUUAACAACAAUAUGAAGAUACCUAAUUUCAUUUGAAGUUUGGAAAUUAGGUUACUACCUUUUGGGGGAACUGUGGUUCAAGGCACUCAAUAAAGCCAUCUAGUAGUGGUGAAAUGUGUCUGUAAGCUCUUGACGUUAGUACAGUAUUUGUAUUAGAGGAAUGUACCUCAGUGGUAUCUCUCAUGAGAAGAACUCUUGAGAUCCCACUAGUGAGCAAUAAAGUCUGGUGUUGUGUCAGA